Musa acuminata subsp. malaccensis (wild Malaysian banana) is the source of this 1642-nucleotide messenger RNA. The record is from RefSeq and is a predicted model, not a curated record. NCBI's taxonomy places the organism in Eukaryota, Viridiplantae, Streptophyta, Magnoliopsida, Zingiberales, Musaceae.
CCUGUUGGGAAGAUUAGCCAAAUUGCGUGUUGGUGACGGCAGUGGCAUGGACGCCUCUACUGCUACUGCCACCGAGACGAGCUCUCCCGUUCGGUUUGAUCUCCGAGAGCAUCCUCUCUCGAUCGUCUUCCCCGGCCUCCACGAGACGGUGCAACGCCGAUGCUUCAACCAUAGCAAUUCCGGGAUCUGCCUCUUGUUCAUGAACUCAUCGGUGGCGCUCCAUGUCCUCAGCUCCUACGGCUUGGAGCCUGAUGAUCUGGCCAGGCUCGAGGCAACGUGUUCCUUCUUCAGGCAGCACGGCGGGCUCCCCCCCGACGAGCGGCUGCCCCUCACCGAGCUUGCCGCCUUUGACAUGUGCCGAAGGAGGGUCGCAUUGGCCUCCAUGGCCGCGGCGGAGGAGGAGGCCCUCAAGCAGCGGUGCGGCGGCUCCUACAAGCUGCUCCUCAAGUAUCUGCUGGCCGGCGAAAGGGCAUGUGAUCGACGGGAGAAGUUUCAGGUGGUGGCUGGUCCUGGCUUCAGCAUCGCCGUCACCUCCAAUGGCGAGGUCCACACCUUCGGUCACAACCACUCAGGGCAGCUUGGACAUGGCACCUUGUCGAACGAAGAGAUGCCGCGGCUCAUCAGAUCACUGCAAGGAGUUCGCAUUGUUCAAGCAGCAGCAGGAGCAGAAAGGACAUUGCUGGUGACUGAUGCAGGCAGAGUCUAUCAAUGUGGGAAGAACUAUUUUGGGAUCCCGAUCUUAUCAAAUUCAACCUUUGAUAGUAUCAAGACGCCUGUGCUGUUGGAGUCUUUGAAGGACAUAUUUGUUGUCCAAGCAACAAUAGGACACUUCUUGACUGCCAUCCUCUCCAGAGAGGGAAGAGUGUACACCCUGUCUUGGGGCGUCGAUGGAAGAUUAGGUCAUGACACUGAUGCCACGGAUCGCACUCCCCGUCUUCUUUCGGGUGUUCUCGAGGACAAACCAGUGGUGCAGAUAGCUGCCGGCAACUGCUACCUCCUUGCUCUUGCUUUCCAGCCUAAUGGCAUGUGUGUGUACUCUUUAGGCUGUGGUUUGGGAGGAAAACUAUCACAUGGUUCGACGGACGAUGAGCACCACCCAAGGCUGAUUGCUCAUUUUGCGAUACUCAACCUGCAGCCUAUUGCGCUUUCAGCAGGUAGCUGGCACGCUAUCGCUUUGGGCAAGGAUGGACGCGUAUGCACAUGGGGAUGGGGAUACAAUGGCUGCUUGGGUCAUGGAGAUGAGGAUUACCAGAAUCUUCCCAAGGUGGUGAAAGGCCUGAGCCAUGUCAAAGCUGUACAUGUUGCAGCAGGCUUGUGCACCACUUUCGUGAUCACUGAGAAUGGUGAUAUCUAUUCAUUUGGCAGAGGAUCUGACUCAAAUUUAGGUUAUCCUCCUCAGUAUGGUCAUCGCCUAGAUCAGCUAACGCCAAAGUUGGUCACUUCACUCACUUGCGCUGGUGAAAAGAUCAUUCGGCUCAGUGCCACCAAGGAGCAUGAGGCAGCAGGGCAUACAUUUGCCAUGACAGAAUCAGGGAAGCUUUAUGCCUUUGGCAUGGCCAUUUAUGGUCAGCUUGGCAUCAAACUCCUACAGGGCCAGGAUGGGACGAGUAGCCCUCAAAGGGUUGAUAUUGAUCUCAGUUAA